UUGACAUUCCUCAAGAAAGGGAAUUUCGUCGAACAAACUAAUUUUCCGCGUAUAUAAAUCCGCUGCGUAAAAUUGCAGUCUCAAAUAAAACUCGGCCUGAUUGGGCUCGGAUCAGACAACGUCAACAUAAAUACCUAAUGGAUGAUCUGGCUGUCGACGGAGGACGACAGCAGAUUGCUUACAGGUCUAGAUCGCCGUCUCUUGGGGAGAUUGAUAGCAUUUUCAGCGAUGAAAGCUCAAGCCCGAACAGUGUAGAUUCCGAGUGCAGUUUUGAAACGACGGAAAGCUCGUUGGAUGAGGAAUUGCAGGCAUCUGGCGAACGAACGGUCAGUCGACAAUCAUCUAUCGUCGAUGGCCUUUUGAACGAAAUCUACGAUCGAUAUCAUCAUGGAUCAAGGUCAGGUGAUAGCGACAAUGUGACAGAAUAUUCCACGACUUCAUUCUACAGCGGUUCAUUCGAGCUAGACGAACGUACACAAAGGUGGUCUCGCACACAAUUGAACAACAAAGAUGUGGGCGAAAUCCGUCGUGUUUUGGACGAAUUGAAUAGCUAUGUCACCCUUCUAUCAGGUCGCCUUGUCCGACAUCUAAAGAGACGUGACAAGAAUGCGUACAGACUGCAAAGAAAUUUCGAUGUGCUCACGGCAAUUCUUCAAGCUGUCUCACUUAAACGCCGUGUUGAUACAAAAAUCAAAUUUUCAUUCAUUCCACAAAGUGGCAAAAAAGGUUUUAGGCAGUGGUUGGACUCAUUCAAGGCAGUUUCAAGAUUGCCUCGUGGGGUUCCAUCAUCCUGGAGAAGAAGGCUGUGGUUAAUCUUGGCCGAAAACAAGCUCUCUCACUUGGACUGGAAGAAAACAUCGCAGUUCUGCUUCAAUGAAAGAAGUAAUCCAGAUGACGACAACCUCGGUGCUCAAAUUGUUAAGGAUCUUCAUAGAACAGGCUGCUCUUGGUUCUGUGAGUUCGAGACUCCCGAUGAGAGAGCAAUUUUGAAGCGAGUUCUACUGGCGUACGCUCGGUGGAAUAAAGGUGUUGGUUACUGUCAGGGUUUUAAUGUUAUGGCUGCAUUAAUAUUGCAGGUGAUGGACCGUUGCGAGGAAGAUGCGUUGAAGGUGAUGGUCUAUUUGAUCGAUUUUGUCCUGCCUGCAAAUUAUUUCUCGAACAAUCUUCGCAGCCUUUCCAUAGACAUGGCGGUGUUACGGGAACUCAUGACCAUAAAACUCCCGGAUCUUUCAGAUCAUCUGCAUUACCUUCAGCGCCAGGCCACAGCCCAGGACAACCUGGCGUCAAUCUCGUUCGAGCCACCAUUGACCAACGUGUUCACCAUGCAAUGGUUUCUCACCAUGUUUGCGACUUGCCUACCUGAGCAGCUCGUUCUUAGGGUUUGGGACUGUAUCCUUCUCGAGGGGUCCGAGGUGUUAUUGAGGGUUGCUUUGGCUAUAUGGGCGACGAUUGGAUUACAACUAGAAGAUUUAGAAAGCGCUGAUGAGUUUUACGGAGCAAUGGGAAGAAUUUUACCACAAAUACAAGAUGGGACAAUAAUCAGCGACACGUCACUUAUGUCCAUUUACGUACGCACGUACACAGUGCUGUUAAUUCGGGUUGGCAUUGGUUAAACAUUCAGAUGAAAAACUAGUGAAUGGUUUUUUGUACCGUAAUUCGUGUCACGCUCGUCAUGAAUCGUCGAAUGGUUACUUGAAUCUAUCGUCAGUACAGAAAAUAGUUAACUUUGACAUGAGAUUAUUCAUUCGUAGUGUUGUUAGGAAGAGCACUACUCUAUGUUAAGGAAUUCUUUGUGAAUACAGAUAGGAUUGAGACAAUUCAGAUUGCAUGACUUGGAAAGAAAAUAUGUAAAUUAAAACCAUUGAAAAGCACAGAUUUAUGUGCAGAUAUUUUAGGUGUAUGUUCCGGUAGGUGUAGUAUGUACUCAUAAUUUCCUGAAGACUCACACACUCAGUUUUUAUUAAUGGAGUGCUGUGAACUUUGCACGAAACAUCUUGUUUCCUGUGGCAAGAAACAAUAAGUAUAAAUACAUAUAAAUAAUCAGAGAGAUUUUGAGUGAGACUUGUGAGUGUGUUCAAUAAAAUUGUCGAAAGAUA
Messenger RNA from Xenia sp. Carnegie-2017, 2096 nucleotides. RefSeq names its product TBC1 domain family member 30-like. The record is from RefSeq and is a predicted model, not a curated record. The coding region runs from base 138 to 1613 and encodes 491 amino acids. The transcript is spliced from 9 exons. NCBI's taxonomy places the organism in Eukaryota, Metazoa, Cnidaria, Anthozoa, Malacalcyonacea, Xeniidae. Gene Ontology annotation, cellular component: endoplasmic reticulum.